AUGUUCGCUACCGCCCGUCGCCUGCCCCUAGUGCGUCCCGUCGCCAGUCGGCGUCUGUUUCACGCCUCUGCGCCUGCAUUCGUCAAUGUUGGAGACAAGCUGCCUGACGUUGAACUCGUCGAGGGUUCUCCAGGUAACAAGGUCAACCUAGCAAAGGAGUUGACCGGCAAAGGCGUCAUUAUCGGUGUUCCUGCAGCUUUCUCGCCCUCAUGCUCCGAGAACCAUAUCCCCGGCUAUAUCAAUUCUCCUAAGCUGAAGGAUGCCGGCAAGGUGUUUGUUGUUUCAGUAAACGAUCCUUUUGUCAUGAAAGCAUGGGGCAAGAUGCUCGAUCCUUCAGGCUCCAGCGGCAUUCGCUUCUUGGGAGACCCCAGCCUUGGCUUUACAAAGGCGCUUGAUCUCUCUUUUGAUGGCGCCUCCAUCUUCGGAGGUGAUCGUUCGAAGCGAUAUGCUCUUGUGAUUGACAACGGUACCGUCAAAGCAGCACACGUCGAGUCUGAUAACACAGGCUUGAAUGUUUCUGCAGCAGACAAGGUCUUGUAA
This is a messenger RNA of Alternaria burnsii, 540 nucleotides long. Its product is annotated as tsa family protein. The transcript has 4 exons. Gene Ontology annotation, molecular function: thioredoxin peroxidase activity. Gene Ontology annotation, biological process: cell redox homeostasis; cellular response to oxidative stress; hydrogen peroxide catabolic process. NCBI's taxonomy places the organism in Eukaryota, Fungi, Ascomycota, Dothideomycetes, Pleosporales, Pleosporaceae. The record is from RefSeq and is a predicted model, not a curated record. Gene Ontology annotation, cellular component: mitochondrion; cytoplasm; peroxisome. The coding region runs from base 1 to 540 and encodes 179 amino acids.